Messenger RNA from Tupaia belangeri chinensis (Chinese tree shrew), 1005 nucleotides. Its product is annotated as olfactory receptor 7A10. Gene Ontology annotation, molecular function: G protein-coupled receptor activity; olfactory receptor activity. The record is from RefSeq and is a predicted model, not a curated record. Lineage: Eukaryota; Metazoa; Chordata; Mammalia; Scandentia; Tupaiidae. Gene Ontology annotation, biological process: G protein-coupled receptor signaling pathway. Bases 1 to 1005 code for a protein of 334 amino acids. Gene Ontology annotation, cellular component: membrane. The transcript has a single exon.
AUGGAACCAAGGAACAAUACAAGAAUUGCAGAAUUCCUUCUUCUGGGAUUUUCAGAGGAACCGGAAUUACAACCCCUUAUAUUUGAGCUUUUCCUCUCCAUGUACCUGAUCACUGUGUUUGGAAACCUGCUCAUCAUCCUGGCCACCAUUUCAGACUCCCACCUGCACACCCCCAUGUACUUCUUCCUCUCCAAUCUGUCCUUUGUAGAUAUUGGUUUUACCUCCACCACCAUCCCAAAGAUGCUGGUGAACAUACAGAUGCAGAAUAGAGCCAUAACCUAUGCAGGUUGCAUCACCCAGAUGUACUUUUUCAUACUCUUUGUAGAGUUGGACAACUUCCUCCUGACCGUGAUGGCUUAUGACCGAUUUGUGGCCAUUUGUCACCCCCUACAAUACACAGUCAUCAUGAGCCCCUGGCUCUGUGUGUUACUGGUUAUGGUGUCCUGGAUUCUGAGUACCCUGCAUUCCUUGUUGCAUAGCUUAUUGGUAUUGCGGCUGUCCUUCUGUGCACAUGUGGAACUCCCCCACUUUUUCUGUGAAAUUAAUGAAGUGAUCCAUCUUGCCUGUUCUGACACAUUUCUUAAUGAUGUGGCAAUUUAUGUUGCAGCUGUGCUUCUGGCUGUUGGCCCCCUCAGUGGAAUCUUUUACUCUUACUCUAAGAUAGUUUCCUCCAUAUGUGCAAUCUCAUCAGCUCAGGGGAAGUAUAAAGCAUUUUCUACCUGUGCUUCUCACCUCUCAGUUGUCUCCUUAUUUUAUGGUACAAGCCUGGCAGUGUAUCUUGGUUCUGAUGUGAUUCAAAAUUUACACUCAACUGCAACAGCAUCAGUAAUGUACACUGUGGUCACACCUAUGUUGAACCCCUUCAUCUACAGUCUGAGGAAUAAAGAUAUAAAGAGAGCUUUGAGAAGACUCCUUGGGAGAGAACCUAUAAAAGGAUCAAUUGCUCUUCUUUUGAAGAACUGUCCCUGUUAUCAGGACUCAAAGGAUCAGCGACAGAAAUGUUGA